Notechis scutatus (mainland tiger snake) is the source of this 2008-nucleotide messenger RNA. NCBI's taxonomy places the organism in Eukaryota, Metazoa, Chordata, Lepidosauria, Squamata, Elapidae. The record is from RefSeq and is a predicted model, not a curated record.
AUGGUUUACAUUUGGGACGCUCAACAACUGGAUGGGACUAUUGGGGAGUAUGGAAUUCCCACGAGAUCCCUGCAAGUUUCCACUCCCCUUCCGCCAUUUUUUCCCCCCUCACAAACCUUUGACGUUUGCUCUGCCUUUUGUGUGUCCCGUGUAGACGUGGACGAGUGUGAAUAUGAUUUGCACGACUGCCAGCCCAGCCAGCAGUGUAUCAACACCAUCGGUAGUUUCCACUGCCAGUGCCCGGAGGGCUACCGGAAGAUUGGCACGGAGUGUGUAGACAUCGACGAAUGCCGCUAUCGCUAUUGUCAACACCGUUGUGUCAAUUCCCCAGGAUCUUUCACCUGUCAGUGUGAAUCUGGAUUUCAGCUCGCCAGUAACAACCGCUCAUGUGUCGAUGUGAACGAGUGCGAGAUGGGAGCCCCUUGCAAGCAACGGUGCUUCAACACCUACGGAACUUUCAUCUGCCGUUGCAACCAAGGAUAUGAGCUAGACCACAACGGCUUUACCUGCAAAGAUGUGGACGAAUGCAGCUAUUCGAACUACUUGUGCCAGUACCAGUGUGUGAACGAACCCGGCCACUUCUCCUGCAUUUGUCCUCAAGGUUACAACCUCGUGAGCACCCGGCUUUGCCAAGACAUUAACGAAUGCGAGACAGACAGCCAUCAGUGCACGGAGUCCCAGAACUGUGUGAACUUUCACGGAGGGUAUCGGUGUGUGGAGAAGAAACUCUGCCAAGAGCCUUACAUCCAUGUCUCUGAAAACCGCUGUCUGUGCCCGACCACGAACCCCCUUUGCCAUGAUAAACCUUCCUCUGUUAUCUACCGGUACAUGAGCAUCUUGGCCGAUCGGCCAGUGCCCUCAGACAUUUUCCAAAUUCAAGCCACCACCUUCUAUCCAGGAGCCUACAACACCUUCCAGAUCCGUUCAGGCAACGAGGAUGGAGAAUUUUACAUCCGGCAAAUCAGCAACAUCAGUGCCAUGUUGGUCCUGUCGCGGGCCGUGGUGGGUCCCCGGGAGUUUGUCCUGGAUUUAGAGAUGGUCACCGUCAAUAACUUGAUGAGCUACCAGGCCAGCUCGGUGCUCCGCCUCACCGUCUUCGUGGGGGCUCACCCGUUCUAAUGGGGGGGGCAGAUCUCCUCCCCCCCCCUUACCUGGCGUGGCAAGGAAAAGAGGGAAACGUCUGUCCAAGAUGGAGAAACAAUGAAGACAAACCGAGGGACACACAACUCUACAGGUGUGAAAAAUGGAGUCCGAUGCCCUCCGUGGACUUCCCCACCAACUGCCCAUCAGAAUCACCGGUGGCCAAGCCUGGACAAGGCCCCGCAGAACCAUAGUUUAAAAAGACGUUGGACCCAAUCCACCCUUUCUUAGCAUCGUCCCUUGACCCAUAACGCUGGCCAAUAACGCAACCUUUUUCUCCUAAUUCCCCAGGGAAGAACAAGUGGGAUCAAAGAACCCAUCCCUGCCCUGGGAUGGAGGGAGGACAUUGGAACAAUUUCAGUAGAAUUCCAUUUUUAUUUCUCUGGUUGGAAGAGAAAACGAGAGAAAGAGAGAGAGAGAGAAAAGAAAAAAAACAAGACCAAUGAGGUUUAGUAAAAAGUUUGUUUUCUGGAAAAAGGAAAGACUGCAAAGGAGGGGAUUUGUGGUGUCUGUGUUGCUUGACUGGUUUGGGGAAAAUGGGAGCAGGGUGAAGUAAAUGGAAAAAUCAGCUCAGGUUUAGGGUCAGCUGUGGAAAGAGUGGCUUUACUCAAAGAGCAAUUGUAGACUGGGUGGCUUUUGCAAAAGUUUGAGUAAAGUUAUCUGUGUUUUAGGGGAGGGGAAGAGUAGAAAAGCACACCAGGAGGUGGACUUAACCAGGUUGAUCUUGCUCGACUUGGGAGCUCAGUAGGAUGCGAUGCUUCAAGAGAUUAUCAGAAAGAGGUUUCGUUCAACCUUGGCAACUUUACACACUGUGGACUUCAUGGCUGGCUGAGGAGUUCUGGGAGCUGAAGUCCUCAAAGCUUAAAGG